Messenger RNA from Dioscorea cayenensis subsp. rotundata (Guinea yam), 781 nucleotides. Its product is annotated as glycine-rich cell wall structural protein 1.0-like. Lineage: Eukaryota; Viridiplantae; Streptophyta; Magnoliopsida; Dioscoreales; Dioscoreaceae. Bases 29 to 553 code for a protein of 174 amino acids. The transcript has a single exon. The record is from RefSeq and is a predicted model, not a curated record.
AACACUCUUCCUAGUUAGCAUUUCCUCCAUGGCUACUUGGAGGAGUAGUAACAAUGUUACACUUGUAGUACUAUUGUUUGCAUUUUGUGUUGGUAUUAGUAUUACCAUAUGUUCUGCAGCCUCUAGAGGGCUGUUUAAUCUGGAUGGAGGAGUUUAUGGAACUGGAAAUGAGGGAAUAGGUAGAGUUGUUGUAGGAGUGAGUGAAGGUGCUGGUUAUGGAAGUGGAAGUGGAAGUGGAGAAGGGUAUGGAGGAGGUGGUGGUUUAAGUGGUGGUGGAAGUGGUGGAGGAGGAGGUGGAGGAGGUGGUGGAGGUGGUGGAGGUCAUGGAGGUGGAAGUGGAAGUGGAAGUGGAUUUGGAGAAGGUGGAGGACAAGGUGGUGGCAGUGGUGGAGGAGGUGGUGGCGGAGGUGGAGGAGGAAGUGGUGGUGGAAGUGGAUAUGGUGAAGGUGAAGGACAUGGUGGAGGUUCUGGUGCCGGAGGAGGACAUGGAGGCGGCGGAGGUGGUGGAAGUGGUGGCGGAGGUGGCGGUGGCUACGCUGGUUACCGGCCAUGAGACUGACCUAUCAAGUGUGAAGUGCCCUCCCUUAUAAUCCUUUAUUAUUAUUAUUAUUAUUAUUAUUAUUAUUAUUAUUGUGAAUAUUUGAUAAGCCAGAGGGGUUCUUCCAUCUAAGAGCGCUUAAUUAUUUGUUAUUGUUGUCUUAUUUGAUUAGGAAAAAAGAACUCAUAAUAUUAUUUGCGUGGUUAUAUUAUUAAUAUUAUUUAAAAUCUGGCUUUAUUAUUA